Cuscuta europaea is the source of this 418-nucleotide messenger RNA. Lineage: Eukaryota; Viridiplantae; Streptophyta; Magnoliopsida; Solanales; Convolvulaceae. The record is from the annotation of a GenBank genome assembly.
UAGAGUUUGGAUGAGAAGGCCUGGACUCCCUUGACAAUGUGGGAAUGCCAUCGGCAUUGGUGAAAUCAACUGUUGCUUACAAAGAGGCUGAGAGUUCAAAGUCAGAAGUAUCCCAAUGGGUUUCAGAAUUUGCUGAUAUGUCUGCAUCCAGUAAUGAGAACCUGGAUCAAUCAUCUGAGAGAUGGAAUGCUGAGUUCUUUAAUGAUGCAGAGAUGCACACCAGUCCUGGAAAUCUGAAUAGUGGUGUGUCUGCUGAUGAAACAUCAGGUAUUCAGAGUGAGUUUUCCGACAAACAUCUCGAGAGUGAGGUUAAUGAUGUACCUCAAAAGCUUCAUCCUGUUCGAACUCAAAGAAAUAUCAUCUUUAAAGGACUCCAGCAUUGCCCAAGAAAACUGAAAAGGCUGUGGUUGUGCACCCC